Ooceraea biroi (clonal raider ant) is the source of this 2098-nucleotide messenger RNA. RefSeq names its product odorant receptor 43a. Lineage: Eukaryota; Metazoa; Arthropoda; Insecta; Hymenoptera; Formicidae. Gene Ontology annotation, biological process: sensory perception of smell; detection of chemical stimulus involved in sensory perception of smell. Gene Ontology annotation, cellular component: plasma membrane. The record is from RefSeq and is a predicted model, not a curated record. Gene Ontology annotation, molecular function: odorant binding; olfactory receptor activity.
AAUUGAAUAAGAUACUUAAAUAAUAUAAGAAAGAUAUAUAUUCAAUUUAUAUAUUUAGUGAGGACACGCAUACAAACUAAUAUAAGUAAUUAAAUUUAAUUCCUGUUUCGGAACUAACUGCGGUUAAAGAUUAUUUUAGGCACACUUCAUAUAAAAUUUUCUUAUAAUAUACAUAUUGCAACCAACAUUAUGCAACUAACUUGACGUUAUACCUGAGAAUACAGCAGAUGUGAUACGUAACAUUUCAACCAAGUUUUUUGAUCACAUAUUAGUAAUUUUUCUUCUGUAAGUACUAUCAAUGAUAUCGCGUGAAUUGAAGUUUUGAAUAUUUAAUGCUGUGUCGUAUGUGCUUUGUAGUUUAACAACUUUGUACAUGCUCGAUAAAUUUUUCUCAUUGAAUGCGAGGUAACGUCGAUUUACGCAGCAAGAGCAACCAUCAGUUUUUCUCUAACCUUCGAUAUGGGUGAUUCAAAAUACUCCAGACGAAAUGAAAGGCUUCGAAUGGGCAGUGAAAUUGAAUCGUGCGGGUUUGAAUUUACUUGGGCUAUGGCCUAAUCCGGAAGAAACUUCCAGAGAGAAAAUAAUGAGCAAUAUACGUGUGCUUUUUACAUUUCUGGUGGUGACAAUUUUAUUAGUGCCUUGUUUACAUUCAUUAAUUAAAGUUCAUUGUGAUAUUAUGCUGACAACAGACAAUUUACAAUUUACUUUACCGAUUCUUAGCAACAUAAUAAAACUCCCAAUAUUUUGGUGGAAAAAAAAAGCACUUGCCCCGCUUGUAAAGAUGAUUGUCGAAGACUGGUUAAAGACAAAAACCACCGAUGAAAAAAAUACGAUGAUCAAAUGGGCGCUACGUGCACGUAUAAUAAUUACAUGCACGUAUCAUGUAAUAGUGAUGGGAUUCAUAAUGCUUUUCGGCAUGCCUAUUAUCGGAAAAUCAUUGACUAUGACACCGAAUAUCACUGAUUCCGGCAAAUCAAUGGUUAUACAAACCUAUUACAUUUAUGAUGUAGCAAAGAGCCCACAGUACGAAUUAACAAUUAUUAGUCAAUUCAUCUCUCUCAGUACUAUUGCCAUACUUUAUAUAGGAGUUGAUAAUUUUUUUGGAUUAUGUGUUUUUCAUAUUUGCGGACAAUUGAGCAUCAUGAGGAAUCGUUUGAAACAUAGUCACGAAAAUUUUCGAACCUUAUUGAAAAAUAACGUGAAGUAUCAUAUUCGAUUGCUCAAAGCUAUAAAUACUAUAGAAGAUACGUACAGUGUGAUCCUUUUAAUAUUGUUUGUAUAUUUUGGAAUAAUGUUUGCGUUCUGCGGAUUCCUAUUCAUUACUCUACUUGAAGUCGAAGGGAACACUGUAUCGUACACGCGUUUGUUAUUUAUUAUCGUUAUUAUUAUCUCUAUGCUCGUACAUAUGGGUAUUUAUUGCGCAGUUGGCGAGGCACUAAUAUCUGAAUGCAAUGGAAUUUAUUAUGCGGUCUACGAAUUCAAAUGGUACUAUUUGGAUCCAAAAGAAGUGAAGGAUUUAAUCCCAUUUAUGAUUAAAGUUAGUGAGCCUGUAUAUUUCACUGCUGGAAAAGUGUUUCCAGUGACAAUGGCUAUGCUUUGCAAUUUGAUGAAGACAUCGGCCGGUUACAUAUCUGUUUUACUUGCAACGACGAGGAAUUAAAAUUUCCUUUAAGAAUAAAUUCUUUUUAGCGUUUCCUAGAACCAUAACAGUAAUAAAAGAAACUGUAAGUAUUUUAUUUAUUUACCUUAGUUUAUUACUUCUACUUAUCGCAUACAAUUCUUAAAUAUUGAAUAUUUCCGUAAAGUUUAUUAUGUUCAAGAUUUAGAUAAAAGUCAGUUAUUGUAUAUAUUGUAAUGGUACUUUUACAAAUAAUUUCUGAUGUGGAGCCGAUAUAUAAUCUGGAAUUUGUCUUACACUACCAUGCUUUUAGAAAAAUAAGAAUGUAUAAUAAGUAUUAUUAUAUUAUACUAGUAUAAUUUUAAUCAACUAAUGUUACAUAAGUAGAAUUAGUGUUAAUGUUUCCGUUGCAAUAAAUACAAAAUAAUAUAAAAUUGUAAUUAAAAUUAACUUAUUAAAAGAGACGUAAAUAAUCUUCUA